Trichoderma gamsii is the source of this 1215-nucleotide messenger RNA. RefSeq lists its product as hypothetical. The transcript is spliced from 5 exons. Bases 1 to 1215 code for a protein of 404 amino acids. The record is from RefSeq and is a predicted model, not a curated record. NCBI's taxonomy places the organism in Eukaryota, Fungi, Ascomycota, Sordariomycetes, Hypocreales, Hypocreaceae.
AUGAAGGCCACUCUGUCGUGGCUGCUCUACGCCACUGCGGUAUCAGCCGCGUCGCACAAACAGCACACACACCCUACCAGAGCCACAGCCAUCGAUGCCUCUACCAUCCAAGGCAAAUGGCUCUUUGGCUACCAAGGCUGGUUCCGCAAACCAGGGGCCGGCGUAAACAACCACUGGUCCGCUGACGGCAACACGCCAGGGCCCAAUAACAUUGAAAUCGACUUUAUCCCAGACGUCAGCCAGUAUCCGUCCAACUGCCUCUUCAACACUCAGCUCACGCUGCCAAAUGGUCAACCAGCCCAAUUCUACGACAGCUCUUGCGAGGGUGUUGUCGAUCUGCACUUCAAGUGGAUGCAGCAGUACGGCCUUGACGGCGUGAUUGUGCAAAGAUUUCUAGGGUCUACCGGCGACCAGUCCUUUAUCACGGUCCUUAAUCAAGUCCAAGCAGCGGCUGAGAAAUAUGGCCUCGGCUUCAUCGUCGAGUACGACGUCUCCGGCGCCGACUCAUCCCAAGGCAGCGUCGCUACCGCAGUGCUAAACGACUACAACGCAAACAUCAAAAAGUACACCAGCUCUUCAGCCUACAUCCACCAAAACGGCAAGCCAGUCACCAUGGUCUUUGGCAUCGGCUUCUCUGGAUUCAAAGUCACUGCCGCCGACAGCAUUAACAUUGCCUCUCAGCUCCAGAAUGCCGGCACGUACGUCGGCUUCGGCGUGCCUGAGCAGUGGUCCGGCGAUGUCACCGGCAACACGGGCUUCGUCCAGGCUUAUAAGCAGGCAGACUUCAUCAGCCCUUGGACUGUGGGAGGCUACAGCGAUGCCGGCUACGCAGGCUUCCACACUUCCACACAGGUUCCAGAUGCGUCGUUAUUGAAGUCUCUCGGCAAGCAAUACGCACCUGUUAUUUUCCCGGGCACUUCUGCCUUGCAUCUCAACGGCGGCAACAACCCAUCAGCAUUCGACUACUUCCCACGAUACAACGGCUCUUUCUACUCGGCACAGGCUGAUGCUCUUACCACCAUGGCCAACAAGCCUCUCUUCAUCUUUAGUGCCAUGUUUGACGAAGUCAACGAAGGCACUCAAAUCAUGCCAUCUCUCAAGACCAACCAGCUGCCCACCAACCAAAAGUUUGUGGGCUACGACAACAACUUCGCCGACACAAGCUUCUACCUGGAGCUGGCCGGGAAGAAGGCUGCUGCCUUCCACGCUGCGUAG